Molecule: messenger RNA, 2669 nt
Organism: Papilio machaon (common yellow swallowtail)
Lineage: Eukaryota; Metazoa; Arthropoda; Insecta; Lepidoptera; Papilionidae
Product: carboxypeptidase A2
Exons: 9
Coding region: 27-2318 (763 amino acids)
Biological process (GO): proteolysis
Molecular function (GO): zinc ion binding; metallocarboxypeptidase activity
Source: RefSeq, a predicted model, not a curated record
CCUCGCCAUGCGCACACGUACGCCCUAUGGCGCGUCGCCUGGCGCUGCUCGCGCUGCUCCCGCUGGCGCUGGAGUGUGCGGUUGCGGCGCACCGGCCGUCCGUCUCGCCCACACUCGCUCACCAUGCACAAUACGACUACGACUCCCUGGACCCAUUCGCCGUUUGGGACGACUACAAUCCCUACGAAACGUCGCCCGCCCCGAGUCUAGAGGCCGAUAAACCGAGUGCCAAAGUUAUCCUUAGGGGUCAUGUUCCAAAAACUAAUGUGUCUACGAUAAAUAGCAAAGGUCGAGAUAAGAAUAAAGUUAUUAAAACUAGUAUUAAAAUAGAGAGUUAUACGAACAUUAUAGUGACUAAGUCACCCCAAGUUAUAAAUAGAAUUAAAGUGGUUGCGGGCACGAAGUUUCCGCAUCAGCCUACGAAAGUCCCUGUCGCUCAAGGCUGGGAGGAGGACCUGGAUCAGAAGCCGUCUUCGACUACGAAGCGGUCGACGGCGCCCCGGUCUACUACCCCUCAUCGUGCAGCCACAACCGUGCGCCCCACGAAAACCACACGUCGGGCCACCAUCCCGACGGUUCCUUCUCGUCGACCGACGCCUUCUCGUCGACCGGCAAACAAGCCUCGCACGACGACGAAAAAGCCCAAACCUCUGAAAAAUAAGAAGCCGUGCUCACAAAAAAAUGUCGGAUGGGUGUCGUCAUUCUUUCAAGGAAAUGAUUUGGAAAAAUCGCCGAAAAAUGAAGUUAAAUCAGGUUGGUUUGUAGGUAUAUUCUCUUCAAUAUAUAAAUGGCUAUGGGGUCGAUCAUCGUGGUUUGGUGGCGUAUGGUUAGACGAUACUCAGUCGAAACACUCAACUACCACAUCAACAACUGCUGUCCCCCUAACCACGUCCACCGAUAACUGGUUCCAAGCCAUGUUACAUUCAGAAGAAAACGAUGACUCGUUACCUAGUCAAUCUGUCAAAAAGCCACCGAAGAAAUCUCUCAAGAAGAAUUACAAAGGAUUUCAAUUACUAAGAGCAUAUCCAGACGUGCAAUGGAAAGUUCAGGAAAUGUUAGAUUUACAAGAAGAGGGCCAAGGCUCAGGCUUAAUGUGGUGGACCUCACCAUCGCUCAAUGGUUCUACAGAUCUCUUAGUUCCGCCUGAUCUUCUUGAAGAUGUGAGAGCUCAUUUGAAAUCGAACAAAAUAGAAUUUGAUGUGAUAAUUUAUGAUUUGCAGAAAGCAAUAGCUUACGAGAACCCAAGACUCUCUAAAAAACAAAGAAUCGAGCUGGAGCAACUGCGCGGUCACCCAAUGACUUGGCGGCGAUACCACCGCUAUGCGGACAUCCUUCGCUAUUUAGAAUACUUGCAACAUUCGAACUCAGAUAUUGUGGAAUUGGUGCCUUUAGGUCGAUCGUCAGAGGGCCUACCACUGGUUGCUGUCAAGGUUUCUCUGCCAUCAAAUGAAACACAAGCCAAAGAACUAGGAAGAAAGAGUCAAAAGCGAUGGCGUUUGAAGUCUUUUAUGAAGCCAGCUAUUUGGUUGGAAGGCGGUGCUCAUGCCCGUGAGUGGAUAGCGCCAGCAGUAGCCACCUGGAUGCUACACGCUUUAGUGGAAGGCGAAAAAGGUUUAGGUCCUGAUUACGAGCUGCUAAAAAUGGCGGACUUUUACAUCUUGCCAGUAUUGAACCCUGACGGCUAUGAACAUUCGCAUACGCAUGACAGACUGUGGAUGAAAACGCGUUCCCGCUUCGAUGAUCGUUCCGAUGACUAUUAUGUAGGCUGGUUUCCGUGGAACUGGGGCAGAACUGAAUGCGUGGGCGUGGACACUGACCGCAACUGGGACUACCGCUGGGGUGAAAUGGACUCAUCGAGAGACCCCUGUGCGGAUAACUAUGCGGGGCCCCAUCCAUUCAGCGAACCCGAGACUAGAGCUGUAUCGGAGUUCCUUGCAGAACAUAGAAGACAAAUCAAGGUGUAUUUAUCUUUUCACGCCUAUACCCAAACGUGGUUAACGCCAAGUACCGAGGCGCUAACGUCUUAUGGCGACGACGGAAUUAUGUUGGAAAUGGGAAAACUAGCUACAGCCGCACUGGCUGAUAUGUAUGGAUCUAAAUACCAGGUUGGAACAGCUGCAGAGUUUCGUCAGCCGGCGUCUGGCAUGUCACAUGAUUGGGCCAAAGCUCGCGCGGGCAUCAAAUUUUCCUACCACGUCGAUUUGCGCGACUCUAUCGGACGCCACGGUUUUUUGCUGCCCGGUUCGCAAAUCGUACCAACAGCGCGCGAAACCUGGCAAGCGGUCAAAGCGAUUGUUGAUAAUUUAACGCCCGGAUAAAAAAGUUAUCGAUUUCUAGAUAUCUGACACACUUAUCGAGUUGUAGAAACUUAUCGUCAGACGGAAUAUAUUUACUAUCGAACAUGAAAGAAGGUUCUAUGCGCCUGAUAAACUAUUAAUCAUAAACAAGUUCGAAACUUUACAAAUUAAAUAUCACGUGAAAAACUUGAAUUAAAAAGUAGGUAAUAAGAGGAUUUUGAAUUGAUAUGUUGUUUUAAAAUUGGUUUAGUGGCAUGGCAAUUUUUAUGACGGCGGGUAAUUAGACCUGAAAUAAUAGAAUUGGUGGGAAUAUCUCGGCCCGAAAUUGUACUGCAAAUUUGCUCAAAAAUGCAUUUAAAAUGUAAUUAUAAG